CGCAUAAGAGAGGUUAGAUUUCAAAUCGGAAUCCGAAGAAGUAUCAAGCAUCAAGCUGUUUACAGUUAUAAUUUAUUACUCUUUCGCAAGGAACGCUCCGUUUUCAUAAACUUAUCGAUUAUGGCCGAUUUUUAUAUUCGGUAUUAUGUUGGACAUAAAGGAAAAUUCGGCCAUGAAUUCUUGGAGUUCGAAUUUCGCCCGGAUGGAAAACUAAGAUACGCCAACAAUUCCAAUUAUAAAAACGACACCAUGAUUAGAAAGGAAGUAUAUGUUCACCAGUGUGUUAUGGAGGAACUGAAACGAAUCAUCGUCGACUCCGAAAUAAUGCAAGAAGAUGAUUCUUUGUGGCCCCCUCCGGACCGUAUUGGAAGACAAGAAUUGGAAAUUGUAAUAAAAGAUGAACAUAUUUCAUUUACCACAUCGAAAACUGGGUCUCUGGUAGAUGUGAGUCAGUCGAAGGAUCCAGAAGGAUUGAGGUGCUUUUAUUAUCUUGUGCAGGACUUGAAGUGCUUGGUGUUUUCUUUGAUUGGUUUACAUUUCAAAAUUAAACCCAUAUAAUUCAAAUAUAGCCAAUGAGCUGAUUUUGUAAUAAAAUAUAAGCCAGAAACUU
Molecule: messenger RNA, 610 nt
Organism: Leptinotarsa decemlineata (Colorado potato beetle)
Lineage: Eukaryota; Metazoa; Arthropoda; Insecta; Coleoptera; Chrysomelidae
Gene: mago
Product: mago, exon junction complex subunit
Biological process (GO): RNA splicing
Cellular component (GO): exon-exon junction complex; catalytic step 2 spliceosome; nucleus
Source: RefSeq, a predicted model, not a curated record